Messenger RNA from Colias croceus (clouded yellow), 723 nucleotides. RefSeq names its product 2-oxo-4-hydroxy-4-carboxy-5-ureidoimidazoline decarboxylase-like. The record is from RefSeq and is a predicted model, not a curated record. NCBI's taxonomy places the organism in Eukaryota, Metazoa, Arthropoda, Insecta, Lepidoptera, Pieridae. The transcript is spliced from 3 exons. Bases 159 to 674 code for a protein of 171 amino acids. Gene Ontology annotation, molecular function: carboxy-lyase activity. Gene Ontology annotation, biological process: allantoin metabolic process.
CGUUCCAUUAUGUAAAUACAAAGUUAAAAUAUUGCUUAUAAUAGGUAGGUAGUUAGUUAUCUCUUAAUGGGUGUGUACAGUUAUCGAUGAACUAAUGACCCACGAUUGAUCAAACGAACAACUUAAAAUUCAGUGUUAUUCGAAACGUGAGACUAAAAAUGUCAGCUGUAACAAUCUCUGGAGUAAAUUCUAUGGCUGAUGACCAGUUUGAGUGGGUGUUUGGGAAUGUCAUAGAGCUGUGUGCCGACGCCGCGGUGCAAGUAAAGAAAAAACGUCCGUUCAACAACUUAGCCGACCUUUGUGCAGCGUUCCACAAAUAUUUGGACAAUCUUAGUGUUGAAGGUAAAUUAGAAAUAUUGCAGUCUCAUCCAGACCUCGCUGGACGGUUAGCCGCACAAGGGGCGCUCACAAAGGAAUCCACUGAGGAGCAGAGAAGUGCCGGCCUUCAAGACGUCACCAGCGAACAAAAAUCUACCAUCGACUCAUGUAAUAAACGUUACAAGGAGAAAUUCGGAUUUCCCUUUAUUAUCUGCGCAAGAGAAAACAAGGUGCUGUCUAUUAUUGAAGGACUGCAGAAACGUUAUCAUAACACAAGGGAACAAGAAAUAGAAACUGGAAUAGACGAAGUAAAGAAGAUUUGUAAACUGAGAAUAUUAGACAUUGUUAAAAAUUAACGACCUUUUCGUUUAAAUAAAGAGUUUUCAAUAAAAAUGCGUUAUUACU